Molecule: messenger RNA, 4699 nt
Organism: Bombus pyrosoma
Lineage: Eukaryota; Metazoa; Arthropoda; Insecta; Hymenoptera; Apidae
Product: post-GPI attachment to proteins factor 2-like
Exons: 5
Coding region: 1064-1828 (254 amino acids)
Biological process (GO): GPI anchor biosynthetic process
Cellular component (GO): endoplasmic reticulum membrane; Golgi membrane
Source: RefSeq, a predicted model, not a curated record
UCUUCUGAUUUUCUGCAUGAAAAACAUAAAUGAAUAUGAAUGAACAAGUCACAAUUGACAGAAUCUUGACUCAAAUAAAUUGUUAUUGAUUAAAAAAUGUGACAUAAAUGACACAAAUGCGGCAUUGAAAUCUCAUUUAAUCGUGCAUUGUACGUGCUGUUUAUCCUUUAUGUAUAUACUUGAAUACAUGGCUAUCUUUUCAAACCAGAAAUCAUAAAUACUUGAAUAAGACCUUAACAGGUGCUUACUAAAUGAGUUAACAAAUACGCUGGCGAAGUGGAUAUAUAAUAUAACUGCAUUAUUGUGUAGAACAGAUAUAACCAUAUAAGUGAAAUAACUUCUCAUACACUCUAGAGAAAAAAAGAAAGGGGAAAGAAAGAUUGGUAAAAUUAUUGACAGCUUUCAAAUAAAUUCAAAGAAGUUUCUAUCACUCAUCAAAUCAUUGGUCGCGUGAACGAAGUUGACCAUCGUUGCGGAUUCCGUGCAGGAGUGUCAUAGUCAUAAAUAUAAUAAAUCACCUCCAGGCAAAUGUCACGAACGACGAGUUAUCCGUGGCCCGUGACAGUGCCUUUGUUUGCUAUAAAUAGAAAAAGUAGGUUAUCCGCGAAAUCAAUUCUGAAAAUAGAGUAAUUAACUAAAUAUACUUAUCAUUUUGUGUGUAACAUUUGUAAAGAGAAUCUGACAUAUUACGAUUUUUAUUGUCUUUCAGAAUUAUUUUUGUUUUAUUUCAUAAAUCUUACUGCAAUAUAUUUGUUUGAAACGUUUAUUAAAAUGCAUAAAUAAUGUGAUUACAAGCAAAUUUUGUUAUGAUUAAUAUAUAUUUGUAUGUGGUAUAUUAGUGUUAAAAGUAGUUGUUAAAUAUUGUUAAUGGAAUGUUAACGUUGCUUUGUGUAAUGUAUGAUAAUCUACAUGCAUAUUAUGAAACUUUUAAAAGAAUGUUUUGAUUUUUUUAAUGAAAAGUGAAAGAAAAAAUGAUUUUAAUAUAGAUUGAUUCAGAUCUUGCGUCCUUUUAAACUCGCUUUUUAUUUUGUGCGUCAAUGCCAAAAUAUUAGAUAAUUUCACUAUGGAACUGAACAAUGUGGGAAACAGUAAAAGUUCCAUAUAUAUGGCAAUAUCAUUUAAAAAACUGUGUUUGGCAACAGUGUCUUUACCUCUGGUCACACUUUUAGUCUGUUUUGUUACAGCAUAUAUCUUUCAACAAGAUGAUAUCCAUGAAACACACUGCAGGGUUUAUAAUGUACUUCCAUCGAUCUCAGCUAUUACUGGUAUAUCUCCUCAACGAUAUUUGUGGCGCAUAAGCAUAGCUCUACACAUAGGUCCUCGCUUAGUUAUUGCUACUGUAUAUCAUUCAUAUUAUUAUAAAAUACUUAAAACAGUUGAAGAUUUACCUUCCAAAAUUAUGGGAUUUAGACUUUUAAAUCUAUGUUAUUGGUUAAGCAUAGCAGAAGUGGCAGCGCUAUGUGGAGUCACAUAUAUUUCUAACAGAGAAAAUUAUUAUGUGCAUGAAAAAAUUUUCAUUAUCUUUAUGAUCAGUUCUUUAACAUAUAUGCUAGCAGAAGUGAGAUUGGGUCGUCUUGUAACACCAAAUGCACCAAGUCUUCAAUACAAACAGGCACUUUUUAUAACUAGUCUCGUUAGUACUGUUGGUCUCAUCGUUUUCUUUCUAAAGCAUAGGUUACUGUGUCAUGAUCUCGCAUUUAGCUGGUUUUCCUUUUGCGAGUAUGUGAUUGCCUCUGCAAAUAUGGGUUUUCAUGUAACCGUAAUUCUAGACUUUCCCAAGGAGCAGCUGGUUGUUGGAAAUGGUUUACCUGCCUCAAAGGUGGAUUAACUUGUAACAUUUUAUAUUCAUUAUUAUCUUAUUAUUGUCAUCAAAGUGCCUACUGCCACUGUCUGGAAGUGCUAUUGCCAAAAGUAAAAAAGUAUAUAAUACCAUACUAUAUAUAGUUGAGUAUCCACUGAUGAAUAUUGGUAAAUAUUUCUUAAUAAAAUAAAUGUACAUUAUAUGAAUGAAAUCAAAACCUUAAUGAAAUCAAAUAUUCAAUAUUCUUAUCUUAAGGAAAACAAUUAUGAAUGCAAGAUCUAUAUAGCAGUUAUAAUUUAUAUUUCUCCUUUUUAUAAACUUAUUUUGACUGAUUAUAAAUUUAUUUAAAUUAUAAUUUAUACUCAACAGUACUUUUAACAAUAUUUAUUUGUGACAUAUUUAAAUAUUUGAAUGAAUAUAUCACAGAUAAUAAUUUUUAUUAAAAGAUAUUUUAUGUAUUUGGUGGAUACAUGAUUUAAAGCACAAUACUUUUUAUCUUUUAAAGCAUAAUCCUUUUAGCAGAUUUUAUCAAAAUAGUAUUAAUUAUAUUCUUUUAUGUAAUGCUGCAGAUAUGUAAGAUAGUUUUUACUUUAGCAUUUCUUAGUUACUGAUAACUUUUAUCAUAAAUACACUUUCCAAUUAUUUCCAUAUGAAAAGGCACAGCUGAAUAUUAAAGCUAAAAGGGAAAAAAUAUAUUUUAAAAAAUCUAGCGCUUCCAAAGUAUGGCACUGGUAUCUUCCCAGGCAAUGAGAAAAAAUCUUAAAUGGCCUUUUAGGUAAUGAGAAUUUGUAGUGAUACGGGACAAAUGUGUAUCCUACAUACAAACAAUAUUAAGCUUAAAAGUCCAAAAUAAUGAAAUUUCAUAUUUAAUUUAUCUGCAUCUACUGCAAAAAGAAAAAAGAAGAAUUAUUAUUAGCACAAAGUAAAUGCUCUUUUAUAGUGAAUUUUAAAUUGCUUCUCUGGAAGUUCUUUAAGAUGUAAGAUUUCUAGUCAGUAUUUCAUUCUAGUCCUUUUACAACUUUUUCUUUUCUUUUUUUCUAUCUUUUUUUAUCUGCUUUAAAAGGAGCAUCGUUAUCAUGUCAUGAAUUUUUGACACAUUGUUAGCAUGUAGGAUGCAUUUACCUACGUUUAUGAAAUAACUGUAUGUAAUUUUAAUUUAAGAUACAGUAGAGAUAUUGUUCAUCAUUGUACAGUUGUAAUACCAUUAAUAUAUUUUAUCGUAUUCAUAUAAUACACAAAUCACACAUCAUAUAAAAAUGAAAGGAAAAAUAUAACCAAAAGAGAUAUAAGUAAUAUUCAUGUAACAUGGAUUAUAGCAAUACUGUGUUAUGAAUAUAAGGAUGAAUUACCAUGUUCAUAUAUGUAGCAUAUAAUCUUUAAGUGCAAUCGAUUGGUAUUCAAGUAAUCUCAACGAAAAUAGAAAAUGCUGACAGAAAGUGAAAUUGAUGACUAUCUUGUACGAUAUAUUCCCGACCAAAGCAUGAAUAUUACGUCCAAAAACCACGGAGUAAAUUGAAAAAGUUAAUUCAGAUCACUGUUUGUACUUGUACUAAAUUUUAUAAUCACAUUACACCCUUUCAAGAUACUCGCGUUAAAUAUUUCACAGAAAGUAUUAAAUAAGAAAAAGGAAAAACUGUUUGUGAUGAAGUGCACUAUUGUUGUUAUUGGAAUCAGUUGUAUAAAUCCUAAACAUUACACAUAUAAUUAUGAGAAUAUUACGUAAGUAAGAUCAUAAUUGCGUUUCUUAAAAAUUUUGUUUCAAAUGCAACUAGCUUAAAGUAUGUUUACGUCGUAUAAUUUGGUAUAAGGAAUUUUUUCUUAUAUUGUUUUUACUCUUUUGUGGAUAAACACAUGUCGUCAAUGUAUUUCUGUAUUAUUUACAAAAACGAUUACACAACAUUUCUUUUUUUGCUGAAAUAUAUUAAAUUAUUGUUUUAUAAAUUCGAUUGCCAAGUGUUCAAAAGCAUGUGAAAAUUGUAAGUCAUGUACAAUCAUUCGAGCAACAUAUAUUGGUGGUUCUUAUUAUAAUACAAAAGCAAGCGUUUAUACUCGUUUAGAUAAAUAUUUAUAAAAAAGGAGCCAUCUUCGAUUUCGAUAAUCUUUUAAUAUAUUGUCAAAAUCACCAUCCUAAAUUGUAUUCUGAAUCCGUACCCCGUAAAAACCAAAUUUACCGUAUCUAUUCAUGUCUGUUUAAAUUGAAAUAGGAGUUGGAUUAGCUUAGAUUUUUUUUGAGUGAGAGUGCAGGGGCUGGAACGAAGUCCCUCCCAUGCCCACGCUUUUACUGCAUAAUAUACAUCAUUUUAUAGUAAUGAAAUUAAAUACAACGAGCUGUUCAGUACUGAUUGUGAGUUAUCUUUUUUUUUUUUUUGUUGAAAAGAUUUAAAAAGUCAGUUCUGUAGGAGUUAUAAGAAAUAUUAAUAGUAUAGACUUCAGUAUGUAAAGGUAAAGAAGGAAGAUAAACAAGAGCAUUCGAUUUACAUUUAUACAUUUUACUAAAUACAAAUGGUGCCCAGAAAAUGAUGUAUUUUUGAGUAAACGUUUUUUCAUAAUAACUUUUUAAUAAACAGUAACUUCCAACUAAAACCUUCACGACACUACCUAGGAUGAUGACACUGAUAACAUAUUAAAAAAUUAUCGGAAGAGGGGCUGCCUUUUUCUAAAUAUCUACCUUCAUUCGUAAUCGUCACACAGAAAUAAUUACGGGCUAUUACUAAUUAAUUUAUCGGCACAAAUGUUAAAAUCUGCGCCAAGUGAUGUAUUAAAGAUACUGUAUGUAUAUGUACCAUAUUGCAUAGAUUUUGAUUUGACAACAGGAUAUCUUUAAUGAAUCACUUAUUCAUGAUUAACCAUUUUUAUAAUUUUACUUUGUUUGAAUAUAUAUACUAUUUCGAAAUUGAA